Sporothrix brasiliensis 5110 is the source of this 1776-nucleotide messenger RNA. RefSeq lists its product as uncharacterized. NCBI's taxonomy places the organism in Eukaryota, Fungi, Ascomycota, Sordariomycetes, Ophiostomatales, Ophiostomataceae. Gene Ontology annotation, biological process: zinc ion transport; intracellular zinc ion homeostasis; transmembrane transport. The coding region runs from base 1 to 1776 and encodes 591 amino acids. The record is from RefSeq and is a predicted model, not a curated record. Gene Ontology annotation, cellular component: Golgi apparatus; membrane. The transcript is spliced from 3 exons. Gene Ontology annotation, molecular function: zinc ion transmembrane transporter activity.
AUGGAGUCCUCAUACGCGCUACCAAGGGCAUCAAUAUCCCCGCCCAAGAGCCACCUGACCGGCUUCAUGCAGCAUGCCAAUUCCCACUCCCACGGGCAUUCCCGUAGCCAUGGCCACUCGCACGCCCACUCCCACUCCCAUUCGUCGCAGACGCACUCGCCUUCGCCGUUGACCCUUGGACGCUCACCUCCCUCGGCAGCGGUGAGCCACCUGGGCGGCAGCUACUCGCGGUCGCAUCGGAGGAUCAGCCACAGCUCGGGUGUCUCCUUGCGCGGCGGCGAUGGACACAGCUUCAGUUUCGACCAGAACCAGAUGCAGACCGUGUCAAACUCCCACGGCCACUCCGAGUCCCAAUAUCAUGCCCACGGCCAUGACCACGACCAUGACCACGACCAUACCCAUUCUCACAGCCAUGCGUCCGAAUCUCUACCGGCCGGUGCCGGGCCAUACACAUCAUCUCGGCCCACGUUUGAAAAGCCCUCUUAUGCGGCGCCCGAGACGUCGUCCGUUACCUUUGACCAGGUCGCGGCGCCAGGCUCGCUCUCGCGGUUCACCGAGUUUACCAUGCAGUACACGGCGCGCUACCCGGUGGUGCAUGCUGUUAUGAAAGAGAAGGAUUCGCGGCGAAUCUUUUACUUUAUGACGUUCGUUCCGCCCCAUACCACAUCCAGCGGCAUUGUCGCCCAGCUUCUCACUAACGCGUCAUUCUACGGCUACGUGACCGACUCCCUUGGCCUCUUGAGCGACAGCAUCCACAUGUUCUUUGACUGCGUGGCACUGGCCGUGGGCCUGUUUGCGGCAGUGGCUAGCAAGUGGCCACCGAGCGAGCGGUUUCCUUAUGGCUUUGGCAAGAUUGAGACCCUGAGUGGGUUCGCCAAUGGCAUCUUCUUGAUACUGAUCAGCGUCGAAAUCAUGGUCGAGGCCGUCGAAAGGCUUAUGGGCGGGCGGGAGACGACGCGUCUGUGGGAGCUUUUCGUCGUCAGCACGCUGGGUCUUCUGGUGAACCUUGUCGGCAUGUUCUCCUUUGGACACCACCACCACCACGGACACGGCCAUGGCCACAGCCACGGCGAGCACGCAGACGACUUUUCGAGCCUGUCUAAAAAAACCGACAGCUCCCACGACCAUGCCGGUCACAACCACGGCCAUAGCCAUGGCCACAGUCACGGUCACUCACAUGGCGCUUCCCACGGCCACGGCCACGGCCACGACCACAAUCACAGUCAUGGUCAUGGUCAUGGUCACAGCCACGACAACGAGAACAUGUACGGAAUUUACCUUCAUGUCCUGGCAGAUACACUCGGCAGUGCUGCCGUGAUUGUGUCCACAGUCUUGACACAUUUCUGGUCUUGGUCUGGCUGGGAUCCCUUGGCCUCGUUCCUCAUUGCCGUUCUUAUUCUCGGCUCAGCCGUGCCGCUCGUCACGUCGUCGGCCCGCCGCCUGCUGCUGACCAUUCCGGAUGCUGUUGAGUACACACUCCGAGAAACACUGGCGGGCGUGCCGGGUUUGCGUGGCGUCGCCAGCUACUCGGCGCCCAAGUUCUGGAUUGACGACCGCUCGGGAACAGAGGACAAGCUGCUCGGUGUUAUGCAUGUUGUGGCGGUGCGUGGCGCCGACAUGGAGGACGUGCGUGACCGCGUGCGCAGCUAUAUGCUGGAGAAGGGCAUCGACGUCGUGGUGCAGGUUGAGCGUGACGGAGACGGCAAUUGCUGGUGCGGCUCGAACCGGGCAUCGAUUGCCUUGGGCCACGCGGCCAAGCCCAGCGUCAACUUCUGA